GGUGCAUUGCAUGGAAGGCUGAAAAUGAAGGAAAUAACUGAUGGGGGCGGGAAAAAAAUCUUUGAUCAGACCAUAGGAAUUAACAUUCGCGGGAGCAUACGAUCCAACACUCUUAACGCAAACACGGGGGAAGACUUGCCCAUUGAUGGAACGACUUUACGGAAGUGCCGGACCAUUUAUUUCAAGCGAAAUUGACCAAAUUGGAGCGUAGUCUCUGACCACACGCCCGAUCGGUGAUCGGCCGCGCUACGCCUCGUAGCAUCAGUCAUCAACAGCAAUUUGAUCUCCACAGCAUAACAUCCGACCGAGGAGGCGACUUUUUCCUGGACCGUCACCAAAUCGAUCAAUUUAAUCUUCUUUCGACCUCUCUUUGUGUCCCUCCUUUGCCCUUGUUGUAACCCGUUGGUUCUUAUCUGAUCCGAAUCAACCCUACCGACUUUGUGUCGUCGGAUUUCUGGCCUAAUUCUCUCAUUUACCAAUCUCAAUUCGAUUUUGCAGCUGUCACCCGACCGGUCCAGACUUGGACCUUUCGCCUAUCAAUUCUAGAGCAACAUUUGAUUGAUAGCAAUUGGUGUCUAUACCGCACGAAAUCUCUUGGUGAUGGUCAAUUCUGUCGGCAACGUCACCGCCAUGGCGAACUCAACCGUCAUGUCGGAUUUGCCACCCCUUCCCAGCUACAGUCUCUCGCCGCUGCCCGACCUGUUGCCAUUCAUCUCCGACUUUUGGCUUCCCAUCAUUCUCCCACAUGUCGCAUACUGGAUGUUGUCGCUCUUCUUCCAUAUAAUCGACGUCUACGACCUCUUCCCCCAGUACCGUCUUCAUACCCCCGAUGAGAUCACUUCUCGAAACCAUGCCACCCGCACCGAGGUUCUCCGCGACGUUCUCAUCCAGCAGGUCAUCCAAACCAUAACGGCGGCAGUGCUGUCCGCCACCGAUGAGCCCCAAAUGGUUGGCGGUGAGGAUUAUGCCAUCGCCGUGUGGGCCACGCGCAUUCGCCUAGCUCAGCGCGCCCUUCCCACGAUACUUGGCGUCUUGGGUCUCAACGCCGCCGCCCUGUCCAAGAACAUGGCCUCGACUGGCCACACCUGGCUCGCUGGUGCGCUCGCCGGAGGCCACUACCCCGCAAUGUCGAACGAGUUCGUCACCGGUGCGACAACAGACGCUGCUUUCGCGGCGUGGGAGUUGGGCCUUGCCAAGGCUAUAUACUGGUUCAUGCUUCCUGCGCUUCAAUUCUGGUUCGCAGUCGCAUUCCUCGACACCUGGCAAUACUUUUGGCACCGUCUUAUGCAUGUGAACAAGUGGAUGUACACCAACUGGCAUUCUCGCCACCACCGACUCUACGUCCCUUACGCUUACGGCGCCCUAUACAAUCACCCGAUCGAGGGCUUCUUGCUGGACACUGCAGGAGCUGGCCUCGCCUACAAGCUCUCCACAAUGAGCCCACGGAUGGGAAUGAUAUUCUUCUGCUUCAGCACGAUAAAGACGGUGGAUGACCAUUGUGGCUACAAAUUGCCAUGGGAUCCGCUGCAGAGGAUCACGAGCAACAAUGCCGCCUACCACGACAUUCACCACCAGAGCUGGGGUAUCAAGACCAACUUUUCGCAGCCUUUCUUUACCAUCUGGGAUAGGUGGUUGAACACAAUGUACAAGGGUGAUGUCACAGACAAGUACGAGAGGGCCAAGAACGCCGCUGCUAACAAGGCGGCCAAAACUGCAUCUGCCAAGGCGCAGUAGAAGUCGAAAGCCCAAGUUUGAUAACCUGGGGCUUCAAAAUCGACAACCUUUUACAUUUCAUUUGUUGUUUUAAUUCUUUUCCAAUGGCUUCGUUCCAGCCAUUGGUUCUGCUUUAUUUUCACCUUACAAGACUUGGCUUGAUGUGGAGUGUGGGUGUGGGUAAUUUGGAUUUACCACGACCUCGACUAAGCUUGGUCUUCAACAGAUAUAUAUCUUACGGGCAUUGGGGGCGUUUCGAUCUCAUUUUUGACAGUUUUGGGAGUUCUUGUUCGUUUACUAUUGGUGGAGUAUUGGUACACAUAGACGAAAACCCAGGGAUCGGCUGAAGGAAUGUUCGGCUUGUAUGAUGAUUUGAGCGAAAGGAGACGCCGAAUGUGUCCCGGUAAAGACGCCUCUCACUCUUUGGGAAAUUCGCAAUCGCUAGUUGGAUCAGGCCCGGAUUUAAAUCCAGUUCACAGGUUUAUUUCAGCAGGCAAUGGGACUGUUUCGGAAUAUAUUAAUUGUAAUACCCAAGCACUCACUCCACUUCGUUCCCAAUGUGUCGGGACG
Messenger RNA from Pyricularia oryzae 70-15, 2283 nucleotides. RefSeq lists its product as uncharacterized. NCBI's taxonomy places the organism in Eukaryota, Fungi, Ascomycota, Sordariomycetes, Magnaporthales, Pyriculariaceae. Gene Ontology annotation, biological process: lipid biosynthetic process. The transcript is spliced from 2 exons. The record is from RefSeq and is a predicted model, not a curated record. Gene Ontology annotation, molecular function: iron ion binding; oxidoreductase activity. Bases 601 to 1734 code for a protein of 377 amino acids.